Erigeron canadensis is the source of this 974-nucleotide messenger RNA. Its product is annotated as sodium channel modifier 1-like. Gene Ontology annotation, biological process: RNA splicing. The record is from RefSeq and is a predicted model, not a curated record. Gene Ontology annotation, cellular component: nucleus. Lineage: Eukaryota; Viridiplantae; Streptophyta; Magnoliopsida; Asterales; Asteraceae. Bases 52 to 714 code for a protein of 220 amino acids. The transcript has 3 exons.
AAAGUAAAUCCAAAUAUAUGAAUUAUAGAAAAGCACGGAAAGUGUUUAAUAAUGAGCGUGUUCGGAGGAGACAGUUGGGGAAGAGAAGCACAGUACCGGAAAAGAAGAGUCAACGAUCUCCUUUUGGAGUCCGCCGCCGCCGAUGAAAAAUCUUACCGGAAACUUCCAUCCGGGAAAUACGCAUGCCUCCUUUGCCCUCAUAAUCCCGUCCUUGAUACCCCCCUUAUCCUCGCUAUGCACUUAAAAGCGAAACGACAUCUUGAGGCCGAAACGAGGGCCAAACAAAGAGAAGAGGAAAGACAAAAUGAAAUGAAUAAGCGAAUAGCUUUGUCAGUAGAUUCUUCCUCCUUUAGGAAAACCGAUGGCAAAUUGACCAAACGCACAAACUUAGAUAGUAAACCGUUAAUUGAAAAAACUCGAAAGGCUGUUUUUGAGGUACUUCAUAGUUAUCCUGAACAAGGUACUUUAGAUUGUAGCCAAUCUAGUCGCCCCGUUAGUGCACCUUGCGAUUUGACUUUUGGGCAAGGAGAGGAAUCUGGUAAGGAUGUUGUGCUGCAGAUACCAUUAGAUUAUCGAGAGCGCAGGGAAAGAGAACUUAAGUUUACGGCAGCUGGUUGGAAGCGUAAUUGCAAUGGAGGGUGGUUCAGAGAUGAAAACGUUGAAUUUGAUUCUGAUGAAGAAGAUCCAAAUUUGUCUCUUGCAAAUGGACAAUGAGUAAUGAUGUAUUUGGUUGUCCGAUCAAUGAAAUCAAAGGUGUGUAGCAACUAAAUCAUUUCAAAUGGUUAAAGAGGUACUAAUCAACCUUUUGAUUUCAAUAUCGAAGAAAUCUUUUCCAAGCAGUUGCAAACAUCAAAUCAAUGAAACUAACCUCUUAUUGAGAUAAGAACUGUAAACUCCACUUUCUUGCACUUACAAAAUCUUCAAAAAUGAGUAUAUGUUACAAAUUUAAUUGAACCAUUUAUGAUUUUGCUAAA